AAUUUGCAAACCGGAAAUCAAUUAGGGCAGUUCACUGGUGCCGGCUGUUAUAUAUGAGAGAGCGCCUUGUACAAAACCGCUCUAAUUCCUUGCUUAUCCGAAUCUUCUAGGGUUUCCAAGGAUCUAACCCCAACAGUCACACAAAGAUGGACAUGUACGAGCGAGUUGCGAAGCCGAAGGAUGAGACUCCGAUUGCUGAGAACGAGAUUCGUAUCACCAGUACCGGUAGGGCGCGAAACUGCAUCACCUAUGCGAUGGCUCUUCUUCAGGAGAAAGGAUCGGAUGAAGUUAUUUUCAAGGCAAUGGGAAGAGCAAUCAACAAGACUGUGAACAUUGUUGAGUUGAUUAAGAGAAGAGUUGCUGGUCUUCACCAGCACACGUCUAUUGGAUCCACGGACAUAACCGAUACCUGGGAACCUAAAGAGGAAGGCCUUCUUCCAAUUGAGACGACAAGGCAUGUGUCGUUGAUCACUAUAAUACUUUCGAAGAAGGAGCUGAAUACAUCCUCAGUUGGGUACCAGCCUCCGAUUCCUAUUGAGAUGGUGAAGCCAUUGGCUGAGAUUGAUUACGAAGGCAGAGAUGGAUCACCAAGAGGCAGAGCAAGAAGAGGCCGAGGAGGUGGUAGGGGAAGAGGUGGCAGAGGGGAUGGAUAUGUGAACGUUGAGUAUGAUGAUGGGGGUAUGGAACCUGAGCGGCCAUCUGGUAGAGGAAGAGGAGGGCGCGGGAGAGGUGGGGGACGUGGCGGUCGUGGAAGAGGAGGUUACAAUGGUCCUCCUCAGCCUUACUAUGAAGCUCAACAAGAUGGAGGAAGCUAUGAAAACAAUGCUCCUGCUCCACAGUAUCAUGAGUAUGAUGAUGGAGGUAUGGAGCCUGAGCGGUCAUCUGGUAGAGGAAGAGGAGGCCGCGGGAGAGGAGGAGGACGACGUGGUGGUGGUCGUGGAAGAGGAGGUUUCAAUGCUCCUCCACCAUACUAUGAAGCUCAACAACAUGGAGGAGACUAUGGAUAUAACAAUGCUCCUCAUCCUCAACAGGACUAUGGACAUGAUGCUCCUCCUCAGGGCCGUGGAGGUGGCCGUGGUGGAAGGGGAGGUCGUGGAAGAGGAGGAGGCCGUGGUGGGUUUAACAGAUCAAAUGGACCACCUAUUCAGGCAGCUGCUUAAGUGACCGUGGUCGUUUGAAUGAACUUUGUUAUUUUCCUUCAUUCUGUCUUUUGUCUUUCCAUCAAAAAGACAAGACGUUACCGUAGCAUAAUUUCUCUCUUUCAUUUUGCCUUUAGGUUAUAUAAUAUGUUCAUUUGUUUUAUGGAUAUUGCCUUUGAGAUUUCUCUAGUUUUCCAGACAGUUUUCCAGAUUUUGUCUCUGUUUUUGAGUUAUUGGAAAUUUGGUACCAUGGCAUCUA
Messenger RNA from Raphanus sativus (radish), 1398 nucleotides. RefSeq names its product glycine-rich cell wall structural protein 2. The record is from RefSeq and is a predicted model, not a curated record. Bases 147 to 1160 code for a protein of 337 amino acids. NCBI's taxonomy places the organism in Eukaryota, Viridiplantae, Streptophyta, Magnoliopsida, Brassicales, Brassicaceae. The transcript is spliced from 9 exons. Gene Ontology annotation, molecular function: RNA binding.